This is a messenger RNA of Cantharellus anzutake, 744 nucleotides long. RefSeq lists its product as uncharacterized. NCBI's taxonomy places the organism in Eukaryota, Fungi, Basidiomycota, Agaricomycetes, Cantharellales, Hydnaceae. The transcript has 4 exons. The coding region runs from base 1 to 744 and encodes 247 amino acids. The record is from RefSeq and is a predicted model, not a curated record.
AUGCGUGGCCACUACAUACAGGAGGUGCUGUUCGAGUUGCGUAAGAAUGUUGGUCCGGAGAUGGGUUGUGCCAAUAUUGGUCAUCAUUUUGCUGUGGCAGCAACUGGUAAGGAUGGUAAUGGGGUCGGGGUUGGGGUUGGGAUUGGGAAUAUUGAGGAUAUUGGGAAGAAAAGUGUUCCGGUCGCCGAGAACAGGUUGAGGGAAGAGGUGGACGGAAGAAUAUGGGAGGGGGUCGUACCCUCUAUCUCACUGGCCGGGAAUACUCCCGAUGUUGGACCAUAUGGAUGUCUUUCCGUUGAUGAGGGCGUCAGGUUUCUUUCAUGGGUGACUUUCGCAUCAAGCGGCCAAGAUAAGGGUGAUGCCGCUGAGUUGGAUGGGGGUGGGGAUGGGAGUAGGGAUGGGAGUAAGAAUGCGGGAGCAGGCUUAUUGAAGUUGAGCCCGGGGAAGGACUGGAUUUUGGGGAAGGAGAUCUUGGACGACGUUGGAGUUGGAUAUGGUUUCCACUUGAAGUGGGGGCGAGUCUUCACGGCAGUGCUCGUGGUACUAACAGAAGGGGGGACAUCGUCGCAUUCCUCCCGUGGAGUAACAGCGCUGGUUGUACUGGUCCCGGCAACGGCAGAGGUAGCAGCACUAGCGAGAGGCGCAGAGUCAAUCAAGCUCGUGUUGACGGAUGAAAUGGCCAUGGGAGUGACUCGCAGAGGGGACAAAUGCCGAGCAGUGAAGGAGAAAUUCUGGUAUCCUUGA